CCGAGACCGCCGUCAUCGUCCCUGUCCCGCUCGAUGACCCCGCGCAGUCCGGACCGUUGCACGCGCUCCCACUCGUGCGAGUCGUGUGAUUCCUUCGCUAAUGCCGCCGUCGUCGAGGAGCAACUGCGCCAGAUGCAAAAGCAACUCAACGACAUCCAGCUAAUUCCGAUGCAAAUCCAAGCCACGCUGAGCUACCUCACGAAGACCAUCUCGAAGUUUGUUCCGCCGGAAAUGCAACGCGAAAUGCCGGCUUCAAUGCGCGGCGGAAGUUGCGUCCGGGACGAAACCAUAAUUGAGGAGUGCGAGGACCUGGAGGAUUCCGAUGGGGAUGCGGAUGGUGAGGAGCGGGCGGAACAACCGGAAGGCGAAGGGGAAGAGGACGAUCCGGAAGAUGAGGAAAAUUUGGCCGGAUUCUUUGAACGCCUGUUUGACGAGGCGGGCGAUCGCUACGAGGAGGAACCAACUGACGACGGAUUUGGCAGUGACGAGGAACCGGAAAUCGGCGAAGAGGAACGGCUCCGGCUGGAGAAGAUGGAGCGGGUCAGCAAGCUGGAACGGUCCUGGCCGUGGAGUGAAACUGCUAAACCCAUUCAUAAGCGGUCAAAUUGCCACCUGGUUCCAAGCAAGACCAAGAUCAAGCAGCUGGACGAGCUGCCGUUCUACAAGAGGGGAUUCCAGCAGCGUUUCGGCAACUGAGGCCACUCUCAAUUUUGGGAUAGGUUCCAGAGAAAGAGCUAACGUGGGAG
This is a messenger RNA of Culex pipiens pallens (northern house mosquito), 746 nucleotides long. RefSeq lists its product as uncharacterized. Lineage: Eukaryota; Metazoa; Arthropoda; Insecta; Diptera; Culicidae. The record is from RefSeq and is a predicted model, not a curated record. The coding region runs from base 34 to 696 and encodes 220 amino acids. The transcript has 2 exons.